Molecule: messenger RNA, 2136 nt
Organism: Lodderomyces beijingensis
Lineage: Eukaryota; Fungi; Ascomycota; Pichiomycetes; Serinales; Debaryomycetaceae
Source: the annotation of a GenBank genome assembly
AUGAUGACAGUCUCGUCGUCUAAGGUAGUUGACCAUCACCACUAUGAUGGCCUCCAAGGGCAGCAACAGCGAGAACGUGGACGAUAUCGUCGUCCUGAAUCAAUCACCACUGCCUUGUUAAGUGACAAAUCAGCAUCUCCUUCUUCCUUGUCACCGCCGUCGCCACCAACACAACAACCACAGCAGCAACCACAGCAGCAAUCACAGCAGAAUAUACUCAAAGGUUCCAAAGUUCCUUCGCAUCAUAGUCAUAGUCAUAGUCAUGGUCAUACUGACACCCACAGACAACACCCUUUUCCAUCAGCCAAGUUCGAUUCUUUGAAUAAAAUCCCCAACAUAUUGUGUGUCAAUUUUAACCAAGAUCAUGGAUGCUUUGCAAUAAGCCAUGAAAACGGAUUUUUGGUUUACAACAGCAAUCCAUUGGAUCUAAGAGUCAAAAGACAUUUCAAUACCACCACCACCGCCACCUCCGCCGCCGCCGCUUCGUCUUCGUCGAACUUGCAUCAACAUCAUCAACAUCAUCAUCAUGUCAGUAGUGUUGAUGGCAGCGUCAAACAUGCUCUGGGCUCACCCUCUUUACAAGGAGAACCCCAAAAACUAGGUCAAACGAAUAGCAACAACUACACUCAUGUGGGCUCUGGAAUCGGCCACAUUACAAUGUUGCAUAGAACAAAUUAUCUCGCCUUGAUUGGAGGAGGCAACCAGCCCAAGUUUCCCAACAACAAACUCAUAAUCUGGGAUGACUUGAAGAGGAAAAUAAGCUUGCUGGUUGAAUUUGAUAAACCAAUCAUCAACGUGCUCUUAUCGAGAACAAGAAUUGUUGUUGUCUUGGUGAAUGAAGUGGCCAUAUAUGCAUUUACGUCACCACCCAAAAAAUUGGCUACUUUUGAAACUUGCAACAAUGAAUCAGGAGUAGCUAGUCUUUCACUGACUGGUAUAAGUAAUAAUAAACUUGCAACAACAUCAUCGUCAACCACCACCACAGCGGCUUCGUCAUCAACAAUAACACCAACUUCGUCAUCAUCAGUUACUUCAAUCAAUAUACCAAACACUCAAAAACCACAGGACCAAUAUAUGCCCUCGAUGCAGCAGCGAGGAAGCUAUGGGUCAACCACUAGCAAUAAAAGUAACAAUAGCCAAAGUAGUAAUUAUUCAGUUGGCGAUAACUCUGCUGCAGCUAGACCCAUGAAGUAUUCUAGUAAGAAAUCUCAAAAUGGAGCAAUCUUGGCAUGUCCCGGUAAGGCAAUUGGCCAAAUCCAAAUAAUUGAUCUUGGAAACGAACAGGAAACGUCUAAAAAUGGAGCAGGAGCAGGAGCCGGUGCAGGCGGACCAAGCGGAGGAACAGGAGCAGGAUCGGGUGGAGGGUCCAACAUAUCCAGUUCGUCGUCAAUUCGAAUCGUCAAGGCACAUAAAUCUGCCAUCUACAACAUUUGCUUAAACAAACUGGGCACUCUAAUUGCCAGUGCCUCGAUAUCGGGGACAAUCAUUCGUAUCCAUUCGACGAAAACCACGAAUCUAUUGUAUGAGUUCAGGAGAGGAAUUGACAGAGCCGUUAUAACGUCCAUGAAGUUUAAUCACAACGACACUAGAUUGGCUGUCUUGUCAGACAAAUACACAUUGCAUGUUUUCGACGUUGAAAAUCUCAACCAGGAAAACCACAGUAGCAACAGCAACAGCAGCAAUAACAGUAACUACUACAACUACCACAAUAAUACUGGUGAAGCCGAUGUUCAUACAAAUCAUAACAAGGAGCAUAUUUUAAACAAGUACAUGUCAUAUUUGCCAAUGCAAUUUUUGCCCCAGUAUUUCAAAAGCACGUGGAGUUUCUGCAGUGUCAAUACUAGCAAAUACCAUCCCAAUGAAACGGUGUUAGAUAAGGGCAUUUUGGGCUGGCUGGACAACGACACCAUCAUCAUCAUUUGGCCCAAGAAAAAGAUCUGGGAAAAGUAUCUCAUUUCGAGACAAAGCAGUAGAGGCAGCAGCAGCAGCAGCAACAACAGCAGCAACAACAACAACAACAACAACAACAACAACAGCAACAACCACAACCACAACCAUGCUGAAGCUGAAAAUGAAGAUUACGAAUGGGAUAUUCUGAGAAUAAGUUGGAAGUCCCUCGAACAAAACAAACAUUAG